AUGGCCGACGCAAGCCCCGCUAAGUCGUCGACGACGUCUCCCCGACCACAGCUUACCUCAUCUAUGAGGAGCAGCUCUUUCUUGCGCGAGCAUCAGCAGUAUCGACCGCCGCAGCAUCCGGAGAGUCGCUUCGGCAUUGAUACGGUUGUUGAGGACCUGGGCAACGUCUCCGUCUCCCCACCCAAGCACCACAAGAACUUCGCGGCCUUCAAUGGCGUCCCUUCGGAGGAUCACCCGCCGACCAUCGUCGAUAGUGGAUUGAACCACACCUACUCGCAUCCGAACUGCGCCCCCGCCGCUGGCAAGAAGUCUUCCCGCCUUAUCGCGACGCUGUUCUAUAAGCCAAAUGGCAAGCAGUCUUCUACGAGCGGUGCUGCCGCUCCGCCGCAAAAUACCGCCGCGCCCGUCGUCUCGUCCGAUGCCAGUUCCGGCAAGGAGUCGAUCCCGGCCAACUUUGCGCCGACGCAGAAUCCCGAGUCUUUUCCGCUCGAGCCUCCUACGCUCGAGCCCGAGAAGCUUGACCAUCUUUACGGUUCCUACAUCUCGCCCAUGUGCGUGACGUCUUUCCUGCACCUCAUGUCGACCUUCCCCCUGCCUGCCGGCGAGAGCGACUACAGCUCUUCUCACCGCUGUCUCGACAGCCAGGAGAGCCCCCGUGUCGUCGAGUUAACCCUCGACCCUGCCCCCUGCCAGAGCUACCUCAGCCUGACGGACCUGCGGAAACAUGAGCUCAUCUACCGCUUUGAGAGGGAGUGGAGCGUUGAUGUUGCGCUGCAGCCCGACACCCUGUGGCGCCGCCAUCCCCGGCUCGUCGUCUUUGACAUGGAUAGCACGCUCAUCACUCAGGAGGUAAUCGACCUGCUCGCCGCCACCAUCAAGGACCCCCCUGACCUGGCUGCGCGUGUCGCCGACAUUACUCACCGUGCCAUGCUCGGCGAGCUCGAGUUCGACGCCGCCUUCCGCGAGCGCGUACAGCUGCUCAAGGGCUUGCCGGCGUCCUUCUUCGAGGAGCUGCGGCCAGUGCUGGACGUGACCAAGGGCGUCCCACGCCUGAUCAAGGCUCUGAAGCGCCUCGGUGUGAAGACCGCGGUGCUCUCUGGCGGUUUCCUGCCCCUGACGAGCUGGCUAGCCGGAGAGCUGGGCAUUGACUACGCCCACGCCAACGAAGUUGUGAUUGACGAGUCUGGCAGACUCACCGGUGAGGUCAAGGGUCUCAUUGUCGGCAAGGAGCGGAAGCGCGACUUGCUUGUUGAGAUUGCGGGUAAGGAGGGCAUUGAUCUCUCACAAGUCAUCGCUGUGGGCGACGGAGCCAACGACCUGUUGAUGAUGGGCGCGGCCGGUCUUGGCGUCGCCUGGAACGCGAAGCCGCGUGUUCAGAUGGAGGCCGAUACUAGGUUAAACAGUGAGAGCCUGCUUGACCUGCUGUACUUGUUUGGUUUCACUGGGGAUGAGAUAGAGCAGCUCGCGUCGUAG
Messenger RNA from Colletotrichum truncatum, 1473 nucleotides. RefSeq names its product Phosphoserine phosphatase. Gene Ontology annotation, biological process: dephosphorylation; L-serine biosynthetic process. The record is from RefSeq and is a predicted model, not a curated record. Gene Ontology annotation, cellular component: cytoplasm. Gene Ontology annotation, molecular function: L-phosphoserine phosphatase activity; magnesium ion binding. NCBI's taxonomy places the organism in Eukaryota, Fungi, Ascomycota, Sordariomycetes, Glomerellales, Glomerellaceae.